AUGACGAACAAGACGCGAGUGGCGUACAUGUACGACCCGGACAUAGGCUGCUACGACUAUGAGCCAGGCCACUGCAUGAAGCCCUUCCGUAUCCGCAUGACCCACGACUUGGUCAUGUCCUACGGUCUCUACAGGCAGAUGGAGGUCUACCGCGCAAAGCCGGCCACGGCCCUGGAGAUGACUCAAUUCCACACCGACGAGUACAUAGAGUUUCUUCAGCGCAUCACCCCCGACACCAUUGGCAGCUGCCAGCAGGAGGCCUUGAAAUACGACAUCAGCGGCGAUUGCCCCGUCUUUGAUGGCUUGUUCGAGUAUUGCUCCAUCAGUGCCGGCGGCUCCAUGGAGGGCGCCGCGCGUCUCAAUCGCGGUCGCUGUGACAUAGCAGUGAACUGGGCCGGCGGCCUGCACCACGCAAAAAAGGGCCAGGCCGGCGGCUUCUGCUAUGUCAAUGAUAUCGUCCUGGCCAUUCUGGAGCUCCUGCGCGUGUACCAGCGCGUGCUUUACAUUGACAUCGACAUCCACCAUGGAGACGGAGUAGAGGAGGCCUUCUACACCACUGACCGCGUCAUGACAUGCUCAUUCCACAAGUUCGGCGAGUUUUACCCCGGAACCGGCCAUCUGCUGGACAUCGGCAUCGGAAAGGGCAAAAAGUAUGCUGUGAACGUGCCUCUCCGCGACGGUAUCACCGACGAGGCGUAUCGAGGGAUUUUCGAGGCGGUUAUUUCCGACAUCAUGCAGUGCUUCCGCCCCGAAGCUGUUGUUCUCCAGUGUGGCGCCGACAGUCUGUCUGGAGAUCGUCUCGGAAGCUUCAAUCUUUCCAUGGAGGGGCAUGCCAAUUGCGUCAGAUUUGUGAAGAGCUUUGGACUGCCAACUAUGAUGGUUGGAGGAGGCGGUUACAGCAUCCGCAAUGUAGCUCGUACGUGGGCGUAUGAAACGGGGAAGGCAGUCGGAGACUCGAUCGGCAAGGUCCUGCCAUUCAGCGAUUACUACGAGUACUACUGUCCAGAGUAUCUUUUAGAUGUCCCUCCUUCGAACAUGUCCAACGAUAACACCCCCGAGUAUCUGGAGAAGAUUCGCUCCACAAUUGCUGAGCGCCUGCGUCAACUACCAUUUGCGCCAUCGGUCCAGAUGCAGGAUGUUCCCCGUCGAGGAUUGGGCAGCUCCGAGGAGGACGAUGACCUGCUGGCCGACAUAGAUGCUGACGAAAAUAUGGACGUUCGCAUGACUGAGCUCCAGGAGGACAGAGGCGUCGCCAACGAGGCAGAAUACUAUGACAGUGACGCGGAAGAUGAGAGGAACAGGCAUCUUGCUACUAAUCCCGAGGAAGCCGAGGCAUUGGACGAGGACAUGGCUGACGCUGAAGACCACGAAUCCAGCGAGGAGGAGAAAAAAGAGCAGGCCGAAGCGGAGACAGCAGUCCCCGAUGAGGAAGGUGACGAGAUGCGCGAAGUUACCAAUGGUACUACUGUCGUUCGUCCAAGCGAAACUUCUGCUGUAGUGCUGGACCAGACGAGCGCCGAAGAGUCGUCAAUCCUUCCUGGCACAGGCAACACGGCAACACCUCCGAGGAGCCCUGGAACGGAAGAAGCCUCGGCUGUCCAGGAGAGUACAGUAACAGAAAGCGCUGCUGGCAAUGCUGAUACGACAGAGGGAGACGCAACGGAGGCAACAGCUACAGAGCUCUUGGAAGCUCAGCACCUGAAACCCAUCAUGUCACAACUCUCGACCACCUCAGCACCGCGCUCCGACGAGCCCGAUCCCAGGAACAGCCUUCGACACGUCCUCGCUGCCGAUCCGCCCAACCAAGACAUGGUCGACGCGCCUACGCCCGUCAAGACCGAAGCUGGCCAGCCGUCGGCCCAGGACGACCACGAUACCACCGACGACCCCAAGUCCAAGCCCACCGACGAGCAGCCCAUGUACACCGCAACCACGACCACCACCCGCCGCAAUGCCAACGGCAGCGUGUCCUCGGUAUACUCGGGCAACAAGAUCCGCCACCUGAAGAAAGAAGACGGCGUGCCGCUGUGGCGCAAGGACAUCCAGUACGACUUCCUACGCAACGUCUUCGACGACCAGACCCGCGUUUUCCACAAGGUCUCCGACGGCACCUCUGGCCAUACCUUCGCCGAUAUAUACCUCGAUGCCAUGGCCAAGAGCAGCAAGUGCAGCAAGAUCCUCAAGGAUAAGCUUUUGACAGAGCGCGCCGCCGCUAUCAACAUGGCAAUGGUGUGCUUGCUGGUCAAUGUCGGCCGCAUGAACACCACUCUCAACUUCUUCCCUGAGAUGCGCGCUCAGCUCCGAACCUAUCAUUCGAUUCCCUCGCUCCAAGCUCACCAAGACCCUAAUGCGUACAAACAAUUGCAGGAUGCACCCCGUCUCAAGUCCAUCCUCAAGGGUGCGACAGAGGAUACCCAGCAGCCCAGUACCAUCGAAGAGAUCAAGAACACGCCUGUACCGCGCACGAAUCCCGUCAACCUCAUCUUCGUUCUCGCGCAGUAUGCCCCCAAGAUCUCCGAGCUACACUUUUUCCCCCCUCGGGAUUUCUUCGACCUGGUCAUGCGGAGCGCUUUGAGCUCCGAGAGUCGUGCAAAGGCUUUCCUGUGGCUGAUGUGGUGGUACUUGGAGAGCGAUUUUACCGAGCAGGAUGCCUUGAACAAUCCGUUUGGCGCAGGCCAGCCAGGAACCGCCGGAGAUGCCACCAGCGGAAUGCCCAUCAAGACACCCCCCUUUAAACAUCUGACAGAAGAGGAGGCAGCGCUAGAGAACGUGGACACGGAGGAAGAGAAACAGUUCGGAGAGGAGAAACGGAAGGAGAGAAUAGCCAUCCUGGCCACCGACAUGGCACCUGUGGUGACCGGACCUAAGCGAGGAAUCAAAAAGGGAUUCACCAACAACCCCGUCUUCUCUGUCGCAUCCGAUGACGGAUCUUUAACACCAGGCAGGGACCAUCAGUCUCCCGGGCCUGGCUCAUUUCGAUCAAGCGGCCGCGCGAAAGCACCUCUCAAGGCACUGCAAGCUGACUACGGAUCUGACACCGACCGCACUCGGGGGAACUGGGGACCGCGCAGCAAAGGCACUCCCUCGACUGUCGGCGGUAGUGCACGCCAUCCAUUCAAAGCGCACCUCGAUGCUGGCUCCCCUUCUGUGGGCCUAGGCGGCAGCGGACCUCAUGGCUUCUACCUCCCCCUUAAUGGCACGGAUCCCAGCAUCAACCGCAAGCGACCUCCCACAGCACACCAGAUGGCUGUGGAACAACACCGCAAGAAGCAAGUCGACUACAUUCUUGACCGCAAGCUCCGCAACAGGCACCGUGAAGCCGAGCGCAGGCGCAAGCGCGAAGGCACAUUUUCCCGGGCGUGGAAGCGGCUCAAGCUAAUGCCCGAUGGCUAUGACAGCGAAGAGGAAUUCUACGCGGCCGCGGCGCUGGCUGCGGAGAACGGCGUGCUUGAGCACUCGCCAGUGCGUCGGCCGAUGCUCGAGGCGACGCGCCUCGCGGGGCUGACGCCGAUCGUCGGCCGGCUUGAGCUCGAUGACUGCGGCGAGGAGAUGGCACACUGGGCGCGCAUUUUCCGCCAGACUGGCCGCCGGCUCGAUCGCUGGGAUGGCAACCCGGACGCCGUGCCCAUCAAGAAGCGCAAGGACCGUGACGAACGCGAGAAGGAAGCCGCCGCCGCUGCUGCUGCUGCGGCUUCCGCACCGACCCCCCAGCACGACCUCGUCUGGGUUGGCGAAGACGCCAGCAGCGGCCCACCCGGUACCGGUCCCGUCCCUGCAGGCAGUAGCAGGGCUGCAGGUAGACGCUCAGGAGGUGUCGGCGCUAGCAGGAGGAAGCGCACCGGUGUGCCGUCGUCGGUCGCGGGUUCGACAGUGGCAGACGCGUCGGAACGCGGCGACGCGGAGAGCAUCGCAGAUCUUCCUUUGGGUGGCGGCGGGCGGGAGAGCAGCGCGGUACCUAUGGAGGACGACAUGGACGAUGUCGAUGAGAGCGUCGUGGGCGGACCGCCACCGCCGGCGGCUGUGUUGGCGGAUGAUGAGAUGGAGGUGGAAGAUGACGGCGAGGCGGCCGAGGGAGAGGAGAGCGAGGAGGACGAGGAGAUGGGUGGGGCAUGA
This is a messenger RNA of Lasiodiplodia theobromae, 4113 nucleotides long. RefSeq names its product Ino80 chromatin remodeling complex. The record is from RefSeq and is a predicted model, not a curated record. The coding region runs from base 1 to 4113 and encodes 1370 amino acids. The transcript is spliced from 7 exons. Gene Ontology annotation, cellular component: Ino80 complex. Gene Ontology annotation, molecular function: histone deacetylase activity. NCBI's taxonomy places the organism in Eukaryota, Fungi, Ascomycota, Dothideomycetes, Botryosphaeriales, Botryosphaeriaceae.